This is a messenger RNA of Corapipo altera (White-ruffed manakin), 968 nucleotides long. Its product is annotated as ankyrin repeat domain-containing protein 24-like. NCBI's taxonomy places the organism in Eukaryota, Metazoa, Chordata, Aves, Passeriformes, Pipridae. The record is from RefSeq and is a predicted model, not a curated record. The transcript has 10 exons. The annotation marks the transcript as partial. Gene Ontology annotation, molecular function: actin binding.
AGUGUCACAGCCUCCUCUGGGCUCUGUUGCAGAGCCAGGACUGGACCAAGAACGACGAGAAGCUCCUGCAGGCCGUGGACUACAACGAUGCCGGGCGGGUGACGUCGCUCCUGCUCCGCAAGGGCCUGGUGCCCACCAAGCUGGACUCGGAGGGCAAAUCCGCGUUCCACCUGGCUGCCACCCGGGGGAACGUGGACUGCCUGGAAGCCAUGCUGGCCCACGGCGUGGAUGCCAUGACCAAGGACAGCUCGGGUUCCACUGCCCUGCACUUGGCCUCCAAGCACGGGCACCCUCAGUGUGUCAGCAAACUGCUGCAGGCCUCCUGCCCCGUGGACGUGGCUGAUGGCAGCGGCCGGACCGCGCUGCACCUGGCAGCCGUCAGCGGCUGCAUCUCGUGCUCCGAGAUCCUCUGUGACUUCAAGGCCCCCUUGAACAUCAAGGACAAGGAUGGCUCCACCCCGCUGAUCCUGGCUGCCAAGAUGUGCCACUCGGAGCUGUGCCGGUACCUGCUGCACCGCGGCGCCGCCGUCAACAGCCGGGACCUGCAGGGCAGGACAGCCCUGAUGCUGGCCUGUGAGAGCGGCAGCGUGGAGACCGUGGAGGUGCUGGUCAACGCCGGCGCCCGCGUGGCCGUGGUCGACGCCACGGGCCACGACGCCGCUCACUACAGCCUGGCCACGGGCAACGCCCUCAUCCAGCACUUCCUGCAGGAGGCUGCUCAGCGCCGCUCCUGGGCCAGUGAAGAGGAGUCAACUGAGCAGACAUCCCAGACCUCUUCCCCCAGCCAGUCAUCCGUCAGGGAGAAGAGCAGCACCCCGAGGAAGAGGAAGGCCCCUCUGCCUCCCCAGGGCACCCUCAGCCAGGAGGACCGGGACGCCUACGAGGAGAUCGUGAGGCUGCGGCAGGAACGGGCCCAGUUCCUGCAGAAGAUCCGGGGCUUGGAGCAGCAGGAGAAGCAGCGCCGGGAG